GGUAUUUAUUCCACAUAAAGAAAAUGACGAGAAGGAUGAUUCGCAAGAAAGAAUAAGAAGCCAGUUGUCAGGUCUUGUCUUAGGUAAAAAGCAUACAAAUAGGGAUCUCGGUUGUUUUGAUUGGAUAUAUCGUAAAAUGAGUACACUUUUCGAACACUUAAAGACGCUCUUUGACUGCGAGUUGUAUUCAAAUGCGAAAUUAUUGUCUAAUUUGAUAUUGGCAGUUUAUGAGAACAAUAAAUUGAUCCUGACUCCGCAGCAACAUUUUUGCACAUUGGUUUAUUAUGCAGAAUCGCUUUUUCAUGAGCACCAGUAUCGUGAAUCCGAGGGAUUAUUUAAACAAGCUUUGCAAGCUAAGCGCAUAAUUACUAAGUCGAAAUCACCUGGAAAUAGAGUAACAGAAGAUUUUAAAGACAUUUUUUCAGAAGUUGAGAUCAAAUUCAAAACUGCCACGUGUUUAGUAGAAAUCAAACGGUUUAGGGACGCGAUCACUACUCUUCAGUCUCUUUCAACUAAACAACGAACCCCAAAGGUUAAUAUGCUUUUAAGUAGACUAUGUCAUAAUCACGGACAUGAAAGAACAGCAAUUGGAACAUAUAAAGAGGUGUUGAAAGAUUGCCCGUUAGCAUUCGAGGCAAUAGAAGGUCUUCUGAUGCUUGGCACUAAUGGAAUUGAAGUUAACACUCUAAUUGUGAACGCAACGCUUGUACCGCAAUGCAAUGACUGGUUAAGUAAUUGGAUCAAAGCUCAUGCUCAUAUUCAUAGUAGAAGGUACAACGAAGCUAUUCAAACAUUUCGGUCUAUCGAAUCAAAUACUUCACUUGCAAAUUAUCACCAGCUACUGGUGCAGAUAGGUGAGUGCUUCUACAACAACGGAGAUUAUGAAAACGCUUACACCUAUUUAAAAAGAGCACAUAAUUCAUAUCCGUAUAUGAAGAAUGGUAUUCAGAUUUUAGCGAUUCUCAUGACAAAGAAAAAAAAAAUUGCUGAAUUAGAAAAAAUGAUUGCUCCCACAUCAACGUUUCCAUAUGAAUAUUCUUCAGAAAUGUGGUUUGUAAUGGCACAAUAUUUGUUCGCUACAAUGAAAUACGACAAAGCCGUCUAUUUUGUCCAGAAAGCAU
Messenger RNA from Malaya genurostris, 1121 nucleotides. RefSeq names its product anaphase-promoting complex subunit 7-like. NCBI's taxonomy places the organism in Eukaryota, Metazoa, Arthropoda, Insecta, Diptera, Culicidae. The transcript is spliced from 2 exons. The record is from RefSeq and is a predicted model, not a curated record. Gene Ontology annotation, molecular function: protein binding. Gene Ontology annotation, biological process: cell division. The annotation marks the transcript as partial.